Messenger RNA from Penicillium malachiteum, 768 nucleotides. RefSeq lists its product as uncharacterized. NCBI's taxonomy places the organism in Eukaryota, Fungi, Ascomycota, Eurotiomycetes, Eurotiales, Aspergillaceae. The transcript is spliced from 3 exons. Bases 1 to 768 code for a protein of 255 amino acids. The record is from RefSeq and is a predicted model, not a curated record.
AUGUCAGCCCAAAAUUCCCUCCCCCUCCUCGAUUUAUCCACAGCAAGAAGUUCACUGAAUCGAACGGAGCUACAACGCGGGAUUCGAAGAUAUGGCGCUUUUCGGUUACUCGCCCCUGGAAUUUUCCGCGCAUUCGCUCGUGCCAUACCUCAUGGAUAUUCACCGUUUGGCUCUGAACUCAUCCGCGGAAAGAGAAGGAUGCCGAAGGAAAGUGUCUAUUUUUAUCGCCAGCGUGAUCAAAAUACUCCCUCUUCCGAGCCUCCAGCAGAGCUUUCUGGAUCUAUUAUAGAAAUACUGGAAGCAUGGCAUCCAUUGCGAAAUGAUGUUUUCGAAGUCCUUUCGAAUGAGAUACUGAACACAACUACAGAUUUGACGAGCGAGCCAUUGUUUGAAUAUGAGACAAUGGCUUUACAUUAUUACGUGUCCCACAAACUGGUAACUGGGGAGCGCGAUUACAGUCCAGCGCAUAAGGAUGGUGGCCUACUGACCAUACUUGUCAGAGGGAUGAGUGGGCCGGAUGGGUUGGAAGUUGCUGACCUGGAAUCUACCAAUGAAGUGGAUAGCGGAAAGAUAGGCUUGGAGGCAUCGUUUGUACCAGUCCCAGUAAUUGCAGAUGAGGUGGUAGUCUUCUUGGGAACCCGAAUCCAACGUCUUAUUGGGGAUCAAGCUCGCGCUUGCGUCCAUCGUGUCUCUGCAUUUGUGCAGGAUAAAGAUUGCCCAAUUGAAGAAAGACUCAGUGUUGCAAUUUUCUGCGCACCACCUAUCUAA